AUGCGGCUCUUGUCAUCAAUCUGUCUUGUCCUCCUCCCGCUGCUGAGCGCCGUGCUGGCCAAAAGUGCUGUGGGAGACCGGGUCCUGGUCGUCCUGGAAGACGAAUCGCAAAAGGGACUCUAUUCGCAAUUCUGGGCUGAUCUGGAAGGGCGUGACUAUAAACUGUCUUUCCAGUCUCCCAGAAACGAAGACCUCUCACUCUUCAGACAUGGCCAGCUAGCCUAUGAACAUUUACUCCUCACACCUCCGAAAUCGAAAGGCUACGGUCCCGCCUUGACGCCCAAGAUACUGCUUGACUAUGUCAAUGCAGGGGGAAACGUCUUGCUUAGUCUGUCCUCCGACGCAGGCACACCUUCUGCCAUUUCCUCUCUCCUGCUCGAGUUUGACAUCUCCCUAUCCCCCGAUAAAUCGUCUGUUGUGGUCGACCACUUCAACUAUGACACCGUUUCCGCGGCCGAGAAUCACGACGUUUUACUACUCGAUCGCCCGGGCCAGUUGAGACCCGAUGCUGUCAACUUCUUCGGUGGUGACGGCACCCUAGCUGUGCCCAAAGCAGUCGGGCAGACGUUGGGGAACAGCAGUCCUCUCCUAGCGCCGAUUCUGAAGGCACCCGUCACGGCAUAUGCAUAUAAUCCGAAAGAGGAGGGCGAGAGCGUGGAAGAGCCCUUCGCCACAGGUUCGCAGUUGUCGCUUGUGUCGGCAAUGCAAGCCCGCAAUUCUGCCAGAUUCACUGUCCUCGGCUCGCUGGAAAUGCUUCAAGACAAAUGGUUCGAUGCGUCUGUGAAAUCACCGAGCGGAAAGAGUGGCAAGACUGUGAACAAGGAAUUUGCAAGACAAUUGACCGAGUGGACCUUCCAGGAGGUCGGCGUUCUCAAGGUCUUCCAUAUCCAACAUUAUGAGAUCAAGCCGUCAACCAAGGCUGGGGAGAAUACCACGCAAAUCAGCGAGUACGAUCCGGCCAUCUAUCGAAUCAAAAAUGACGUGAAAUUCUCCAUCGAAAUCGGCCAAUACGACCGAACACACUACGUCCCCUUCACUGUCCCCACCAACGAUGCCCUCCAGCUCGAGUUCACCAUGCUCUCCCCCUUCCACCGCAUCCCUCUCCACCCAUCCUCCGUGACACCCAACAGCACCGUCUUCAGCACGACAUUCACGACGCCCGACCAACACGGCAUCUUCGCGUUCAAGGUCAACUACAAACGGCCCUUCCUCACCUACAUUGAGGAGAAGAGACAGGUCACGGUUCGACACUUUGCGCACGACGAGUGGCCUCGGAGUUGGGCCAUUAGUGGUGCGUGGCCGUGGAUCGGGGGCUUGUGGAGUGUGAUUCUGGGAUUUGUCGCUUUUGUUAUGGUCUGGCUGUACUGCGAGCCGCCAAAGGAGGAGGCUGAGCGAAGGAGGAAGUUGAGUGUGAGUAGCCCUAGGUAG
Messenger RNA from Fonsecaea multimorphosa CBS 102226, 1428 nucleotides. RefSeq lists its product as uncharacterized. The transcript has 4 exons. Gene Ontology annotation, cellular component: endoplasmic reticulum membrane; oligosaccharyltransferase complex. The record is from RefSeq and is a predicted model, not a curated record. The coding region runs from base 1 to 1428 and encodes 475 amino acids. NCBI's taxonomy places the organism in Eukaryota, Fungi, Ascomycota, Eurotiomycetes, Chaetothyriales, Herpotrichiellaceae.